This is a messenger RNA of Punica granatum (pomegranate), 948 nucleotides long. Lineage: Eukaryota; Viridiplantae; Streptophyta; Magnoliopsida; Myrtales; Lythraceae. The record is from RefSeq and is a predicted model, not a curated record.
AUGGAAGAUUUAUAUUCAGUUGUAUCUCUUAGAGACGAUAGAGGUGAAUAUUCUACUGAUAUACUUAUUGAAGAUGCAAAGAUUUCUGAAGUAGAGAAAAAAGGAAACAUUACUCUAAAAGAAGGCUAUGGUUUGAAAAGAAAACGAUCUGAUGGAUUUUUGAAUCUGUUUAACAAAGAUAGAACCAAUAUUUUAUAUUUUGGAAAAACUGUUGAAGAAUUUCAAAUUCGUUUGAAAGAAGCUAAAGGUGAUAGAUGUUUGACUGUCUUGAAUUCCGAACAAGUUGAUGCUAGAAUUAAGAAAAUGAAGGAAUCUCAUAGAUCUAAGAUUGGUUGGAUACAUGUUGGAACUAUUCAGAUUUUGAUUAAGUCUACUUUUCGUAGAAAUAUCCACUGCCCUGUUAGAAUUGCUGUGAUUGAUAAUAGAAUGACUAAAAACUGUGAUAAGAUACUUGGGGUAAUUACUGGAGAUCUUGGAUAUGGAGUUGUUAAAUUCGAUGUUACUUGUAAUUAUGCUGUUCCGCUUGCAUCUAGUUGUUUUAAUAAUUCGAUUGGAAUCUGGUUUGAAUUAAUGAAUAAAGAUAUUAUGCAAGAAACUGAUAUUCCGUUUUCUAUUACUUAUGCUACAUCUUAUGGUUUAAGCAACUCUCAUCAUAGUGUAGAAUUUAUUAAUAAAGAUAAGAUUGUUAUUGAAGAUUUAUUUGCUAGAACAAGCACUAGAUUAGAAUUUAUUGAAAGAUUACCUUCCACUAGUAAUACUAGAUUGUUGAAAUCUGAAAGCUUUAGAAUCACUGCACCUAUAUCUGUUGGAAAAGAACCAAUGUUAGAUGAGAAACCUCAGGAAGCACCUGCUGUUAUACACUUACCAAUGAAAUCUGAUUUAGAUGAGAUUAAAAAUCAAGUUAGAGAACUAAAUGUUUUGACUCAGGAUUUAUCUAGAAGAAUUUGA